This is a messenger RNA of Brettanomyces bruxellensis, 1569 nucleotides long. RefSeq lists its product as uncharacterized. The transcript has 2 exons. The record is from RefSeq and is a predicted model, not a curated record. The coding region runs from base 1 to 1569 and encodes 522 amino acids. Lineage: Eukaryota; Fungi; Ascomycota; Pichiomycetes; Pichiales; Pichiaceae.
AUGGCUUCAUUCGAUGAAUGGUUUGAGUGGCUUACAUAUUCCACCAACAAUGAAAGCAAAAAAGAGUCCAAUUUAUUUAAACCAGAUAUAACAUGGAAAGAUACACAACAAUCUGAAGCUAGAAAACUUUUGGAAGUGCAACUUCCUUUUAGUGAGUUGACAUGUGACAACAACAGAGCAAAUGACAUGGAUACCUUGUUUUCCACAAUGAUGCUCUACAUAGGGGUGCAAAUCUUUGUUUUCACAAUAAUUGGCAUCAUGAGCUGUGUGGCAUUAUUGUUUUAUAUUAAUGACAGGCGAAAAAGCAAAAGGAAGAUUAUAGGUCAGGAUAAGCGACUUCAAGAAACGAAAGAUUCACGCAGUUCAAACUUUUUCAACAAUUUUGAUCUUAGCCAGACGACAAACGGGACCGAAAAGUAUUAUGGGGACAGUAUUCUUCAUUGCUACAGUGAGGAUGAAACUGACAUUACCAGAUCCAUGAACCAUUAUUAUACCGAUGAGGUCACAGGAAAGAAAACACAUCAUCCAGGGUUGCAUGAUGACUUCAGUUGCAGCAGUUUUGCAACCAGUUGCAAUGGAGAAAACAUUGAGGCUGACAAUAAGGAAAAGGACAAAAAUGUUGAAGACGUGAUUUUAAAGAAGGAGCCUCAUCAUUUUGUCAACACAUACACAGAAACAUUUAAAUUGGCCCAAAAUGGUCCACAGUACAUUGACACAUACUUAGAUGCAUGCUUCGGACAAGCGGAUAAUUCGGAUAUCUUAUUUGACAGAGAUGACAUUGAUAUGAAUAGUCUCAUAUCAAAUAACGAUGAGAUGAUGAGUCUCACCCAGGAAGAAUUGGUUUAUCGCAUUGAAAUGCUAAGAUUUGCGUUAUCUCUAGAGUUCAACGGAAGCUCGAAUAUUUUCCAUCAAAUUGUGGAAAAUCAUGGGUUUUGGACAAACUUGAUUGAAAGUAAACUUACCAAUAAUCAUGUGAGAACUGCGUCCUUCCAAUUAAUAUCCGAUUUCAUGAGCUAUCAGGCCGAAAGUGAAAUCAUGGAUAGUGCCAUAUACUUGAAGUUUGUCAAUAGUAUGAUUCAGGGGAUACAAUAUCAAGCGGAAGACAUUCAGUAUGGGAAAUGUCUGAGAAGCUUAUUUGCCGUUCUUUGCAGUAUUUCAAUCGAAGAUUUCAUAAUCGUUUGCUUUGAUUAUUGGUAUGAUGACAGAAAUGCAGACACAUCCAAAGCUGUUGAGGCCACUGAGCUUGAAAUGCUCAAACUUGUUCUUGCUAACUCCUCAAAUCAGCUAAUAGGAGAUUCCAAGUUUUGCUUGAAGCUACUUCCAAGACUUCAUAGCUUUAUUCUGAUGAGAACAGAAGAUGGAAAUAGUCAAACGCAGUCUAAAAAGCAGGAACUAAUGAUUAUAAUCAACGCUUUGGAGACAGCUACAGAGACAGAGAAUGUGCCACGGAUAAAUAUAGCUAGCGAUACAAAGAACUUCAAACGAAGACUUUCUACAUCAAGAAAAGCGUCGUCAGAAAGACCAAAAAAGCUAAGAGCGUUGGGUGAUAUCAAGAACAUCGUGAAAUGA